ACUCGGUUGUGACCAGGAACUUAUUUGCUUCUUCGUGAGAUUUGGGCUCCAGCACCCCUGCAGAAUGUCGCUAGAUGAAGAAGCCUUACAAACCGUCGCUAAAGGCGGCCUGAUGGAAUCUGAGAAAUGGGCUGGCUUGAUCGAACCUUUGGUCGAACGGUUAGAAUAUAUCGUUUACAAUGUUUUCCCCAUGCCCAAGAUGCCUCCCGAAGCCGUGUCGUCCUCCAUCCCUGAUCAAUUGCCAUCCUCCGCCGAUCCCUCCUCGCAAGACUCCUCGAUACCGUCUAGCAGCAACAAAGAAAACAACAUCCCGGACUUACAGACCCAUCCACGGCCUACAGCAAAUUCCACCGCUCAAGCGACCUCGCCCUUGAGCGAACGGGUGCCAGACUCGCAAUCUCAAUCAUUCGCAGGUCUCACGAACGAAUCUCUCCCUUCUCCACUUGCAUCACUGCUAGACUCCAUCAAAUCCACAUUGAGAUCCCUAUUCUCUUCGAAACCACCGCAUACAAUCCAGAGACUUUCGGAGCUUAUUCUUCACCCCAAUGCGCAUUAUCGAACCCUCCCUGCCUACCUGCGAGCUGUUGAUCGUGUUGUUUCGGUUACAAGUAGCGCAGAAAUAUUCCCUUUACAAGUGCAAGCGAGCACAAGUCAACCGAAUGGUGUAACCAAUGGUGGAGGAAGCAGUGGGUUGCUAUUUGAUCACGCCCCUGGAAGCGACGAGUCGUUGGGCGGUGCUCUUCUCACCCCGAUUCCAUGGUUGAAUGCUGCUUCGUUUGAAGAGGAGACUGGAGAAACUGUUAUGGAAGCAAUAGGCACCGAAUCGAUUUCUAUUACCGUAAAUCACGAGGUACAACAGUCAUCGCAAGCGUCACAGGGCGAACAGCAGCAACCACAAACCCAAGACGAAAUCGAAACAACUGCAAUCACACAGGAAACCACAUUGCCCACUCACACGACGACAUCAGCCAUCGGAAACGAAGCACCGGGAGGCACUGAAUCUCCGCCGCCAGCCGAUUCCGAGGAGGUGCCACAUGCUCGCGGCCCACCUGUGGUAGGGGUAGAAGAUAUGGGGCUGCAGGAUGGAAAGGGCAUUUCUAUGCCUCUGUCAAAUGUCGAUAGCGCUAGUAACGCACCACCAGACGACAAUGCUACUAAACAACCGGCGCAAGAGAAGGAUGACGAGAAUCGAAAACAAGACCAUCCUUCUAAAUCCCGCGAGGGAGGAAAGAGGGACGGUGACGGAGAUAUCUCUCUGGAUGAUGCGAAGGAGAAGAACGAUAAUGAGUUGGCAACAGGGUCCCCAGGGAAAGAGCAGUCGGAACCAGAGCCUGCUAAGAGUUGACCUAUUGCUUAAAUAUCUUCCAUUCACGACUGACGACGAGAAUAUAUUGACUACAUACUUCCUCU
Messenger RNA from Aspergillus ruber CBS 135680, 1410 nucleotides. RefSeq lists its product as uncharacterized. The coding region runs from base 65 to 1345 and encodes 426 amino acids. The record is from RefSeq and is a predicted model, not a curated record. Lineage: Eukaryota; Fungi; Ascomycota; Eurotiomycetes; Eurotiales; Aspergillaceae. Gene Ontology annotation, biological process: protein dephosphorylation. Gene Ontology annotation, molecular function: protein phosphatase regulator activity. The transcript has 5 exons. Gene Ontology annotation, cellular component: nucleus; protein phosphatase 4 complex; cytoplasm.